Molecule: messenger RNA, 4066 nt
Organism: Pelobates fuscus (common spadefoot toad)
Lineage: Eukaryota; Metazoa; Chordata; Amphibia; Anura; Pelobatidae
Gene: ATG9A
Product: autophagy related 9A
Exons: 16
Coding region: 290-2776 (828 amino acids)
Biological process (GO): nucleophagy; protein localization to phagophore assembly site; autophagy of mitochondrion
Cellular component (GO): autophagosome; phagophore assembly site
Source: RefSeq, a predicted model, not a curated record
AAAAUGAAGGGAGUUCGAGGCUAAUUGUAAGAGAUGUGUUGAAUUGUCCGAAUUUGAGACCCCUGUAAAGAUCGCUUACAUUUGUAACGUAGCGGCACAUUUUGAUGACAUUGAUGUUUUGUGGUUGAGAAGCUGAACGCAAAGAUUGACAAAGCUGAGGUGGAGAUGGUGGUCGUAGCACAUUACUCACAAUUGGACGCCUACGCCCAAACACAAAAUCUACAGCUGCUUCACUUAUUUUGUCUUUGCUCUACGAAGCUUGAGAGGUGGAUGUGAGAUUAGAAAGGAAAUGGCUGUGUUUGACACCCCAUACCAGCGGCUGGAGCCUUCCUACACUGAUUCACCUCUGGGGGAAGAUGAUCUGCUGGUACAUGUGCCUGAGGGCAGGAAGUCCCCGUGGCAUCAUAUCGAGAACCUGGAUCUCUUCUUCUCUCGGGUGUACAAUCUACAUCAGAAGAAUGGCUUUACCUGCAUGCUGAUUGGGGAACUUUUCGAGUUACUGCAGUUCAUCUUUGUGGUCAGUUUCACCACAUUUCUAGUAAGUUGUGUGGAUUAUGAUAUCCUUUUCGCCAACAAGAUGGUCAACCACAGUCAUACUGACAAUGUCAAAGUUACUUUGCCCGAUGCCUUUCUUCCGCCCACUGUUUGCCAAGCCAGAAUACAAGAAAAUGGUUUCCUUAUGAGUCUCCUGGUCAUUGCUAGUGUUUUUUGGAUUCACAGACUGGUAAAAUUUAUUUACAAUAUCUGCUGUAACUGGGAGAUUCACAACUUCUACAUACAAGCUCUGCGCAUUCCCAUGUGUGAACUUCCUUAUUACACCUGGGAAGAGGUUCAGAGUCGCAUUGUGCAAAUCCAGAAAGAACAUCAGAUUUGUAUCCACAAGAAGGAGUUGUCCGAGCUGGAUGUGUCUCACAGAAUCCUGCGUUUCAAGAAUUAUAUGGUGGCCAUGAUUAAUAAGAACCUGCUCCCACUACAGCAUCGCGCACCUCUGCUGGGAGAUACAGUCUUCUACACCCGUGGACUGAAGUACAACUUCCAGCUUAUCUUUUUCUGGGGGCCUGGCUGUCUCUUUCAGAAUGAGUGGAGCCUUAAACCCGAAUAUAAGCGAGCAGGAGCACGUCUUGAACUGGCAGAAAAGCUUUCCCAACGUAUCUUGUGGAUUGGACUUGCAAACUUAGUUCUCUGCCCCCUGGUACUUGUCUGGCAGAUACUUUACGCUUUCUUCUGCUACACAGAAGUGCUGCGGCGGGAACCUGGCAGUUUAGGGGCACGUUGCUGGUCUUUGUAUGGUCGCUGCUACCUCCGACAUUUCAAUGAGCUGGAUCAUCAGUUACAAGCAAGGUUGAGCCGAGCGUACAAGCCAGCCAGCAAGUACAUGAACUGCUUCUUAUCCCCCCUUUUGGCUGUGGCUGCCAAACACUUGGGUUUCCUGGCAGGCUCCAUAUUGGCAGUGCUGAUAGCACUCACUGUCUAUGAUGAAGACGUCCUUGCUGUGGAACACGUGCUGAGUGCUGUUACUCUACUUGGUGUUGUCGUAACUGUCUGCAGGUCUUUCAUUCCAGACCAGCAUCUGGUGUUUUGUCCAGAGCAGCUUCUGCGGGUGAUUCUAGCUCAUAUCCAUUACAUGCCUGACCACUGGCAGCGCAGUGCACACCGCUCAGAGACCCGUGGAGAAUUUGCUCAGCUUUUCCAAUACAAGGCAGUAUUUAUACUAGAAGAGUUGCUCAGCCCUCUCUUGACACCUUUGGUGCUAAUUUUUCGGCUUCGCCCCAAGGCGCUAGAGAUCAUCGAUUUUUUCCGAAACUUCACAGUGGAGGUGGUGGGAGUCGGAGACACCUGUUCAUUUGCACAGAUGGACGUCCGUCAGCACGGUAAUCCUACGUGGAUGUCUGCAGGCAAGACUGAGGCAUCCGUAUACCAGCAGGCAGAAGAUGGAAAGACUGAGCUUUCCCUCAUGCAUUUCGCAAUCACAAACCCGCGAUGGCAGCCCCCCCGUGAGUGCUCCACUUUCCUGAGUCAUCUAAGGGAACAAGUGCUAAGAGACAGCACAGUAGCAACUCCCAAAAAUCCCACCGGACCUGCACAUCCCCUGCAUUACUCUCAUUUAUCGACUCAAAUUGACUCUGAGCCGCACAGUCUUAUGGUGAACAUGGUUUCUGGUAUGUCUACUGGAGGGCACCUGUCUCAUGCCGAUGUGCCAUUCUCCCCGCACGUCUCAGCUGUGUCGGAAGUGGCUACUGCCUUGCGCUCUUUGUCACCUCAACAGUCAUGUCACCCAGUACAAAACCAGAGUGGAACAGGCGCUGACUUCAGGAAUGCCAGUUUUGGGAGCAGCGUGUGGGAAGGACCCAUGAACAGUGGCACUUUGUCUGAAUAUGCAUCCACCGAGAUGAGUCUCCACGCACUUUACAUGCACGAACUGCAUCAGCAACACACACGUAUGGCACCAGGUCGUCACAUUUGGCACCGCCAGGAGAGUGAUGAGAGUGGUGAGAGCAUGCAUGGUGAUACCCUUGUACACACUACAUCUAAUGUACCAUCCUCUGCCAGCUGUCCGUCACCUGCAGCACUUUUUCAGGAAGAGAGGUUGCCAUCACUGGGCACACACAGAAUUAGUGCCAGCACAGAUAUGGGAUCCAUGUCAAGACCAACAUCUAGUUUAGCAAGACAGCCAAUGGGAGGGUGGAGUGAAGAAGGACAAUCAAGCAGACACCCGGAAUCUGUACCAGAGGAGGGAUCUGACGAUGAAUUGCCACCGCAGGUCCAGAAGUUGUAGACAUCAAGAAGUCCUCCGAAGAGGAUGUCUGUCGACAUUUCCCCACAUCGUCUUCAUUGCUUUAUUUCUUGUUGAUCAGGAGAGAAAGUAGGAACUUUUUGUUCAUUGUGUAUUCGUGUGCCAGGAUGAGUGACUAUGCUGCUUGAUUCCACGUGAUUGGUUUGUAUGCAUAUUGUGGAUCUUUUUAAAGGGACGCUUUAGACUGGCUUUGACCCAUUCUGUGUUUUAACAAAUUAUAUAGAUAGUAUGCAUAAAAAUAUGCAAAAGAGAAACAAUGUAAAAAAAUAAAUCAUAAAAAUGCAUUAAAUGAAUAACUUCAGUCAUUGUUGUUCCUGUAAUGAGGUCUGCUAAUACACCGAAAUGCCAGUCAUGCACACUAUAAUGUCCUAUAGAACUGCUGAUCUCAUCCCAUAAACAGUUCUUUUAUGAGAGCAAUGUAUCCUGGGAGUUUUAGUUCAUUUGUCCGCUAUCUAUUAAACUACCAGUUCAGCUACAAUUUUAGAAAUACAUCAUGACCUCAUGUACAGCAGUAUUUUUGCCAAACUAGCUGAGCUGGAAAACGUCUCCAAGUCAGCAAUGUUUUUUGUUUUGGCUAUUUUAGCCUAAAAGUUUAAAUUCACUUUGAUCUAUCAGCAUUUCACCAUAUAGAGGAAAAACCCUGUGUGGAAAAGAGGAAAUUGUUUUCAGUAAUUAGCAAAUCUAAUUAUUGGGGGGUAAAAACCUAAUGAAUAUUAAUUUAAAACCUCAUCUAGCAUAAUCAAACCUACACAUUAUCCGGAAUAUGUUGUGGGUGCCUGGAGUGCCCCUUUGAGUACUAGAACAGAAAGCACUGACGUGGCAGAAAUAUUGUACAGAUGUCUUUGCUGCUUAUCCAUUGUGUACAUUACUUCUGUAAAUGUUAUCUAUUCUAAUUCAGCACUGAAAAUCUAUUUCUCCAUAUACAUUACACAGAAUGCAAGACAUUUUAGUGUGUUUGCUUGUUGGAGGCCGCAAAUGAGUGUUUUAAUAAUCUUUUUGCAUGAUAGGAGUGCGGUGCUUAUAUGGACAUAGUAUGUAGCAGAGGAUUGUUGGAAUUGUAGUCAAAGGUUCUAUACCCACAGGAAGUCUACUCCUAACCCAGACACUGUGGGCCUGUAUGCUUGUGUGAGGCUGUUUUCCUGCGUACCUCCAUAACACUGAUAUGUUUAAAAGGCACAAACAUUCUGCAAUGUUUUGUAUAGAAAUUGUAUAUUGCAUAUUUUGUACCAUUGUAAAAAAAAAUCUAAAUAAAGAUUAACUAUAUGUACGGUC